UUUCUUAUUUUUUCCCAGGAUAGGCAGAUCUACCGAUCCGGACCGCGAUCCAUAGAUCUGGACCCUUUUUGUAGAAGGGCUAUUGACACACAUGAAUUGAAAAGCCAACUUUUGCUGAUCCAUUCAUCGUUCACCACAUCAAACAGUUGCUAUUAAGUUAAGGUUCUUGCAGUGAUGGUGGCUAAAAAUUUCACUGCAUAAUCACAGAAUUCAACACCAUAACUCUGCAAUAACAUAUAAUCAUGUUCACUCUUAGUAUACACUCUGUUGAGAUUCCAUUUUCAACAACAAAAUAUGGAGAUGCUUCCUCCUCUCCUACUUCUACUCAUUCACUCUUCUUCUUCUCUGGAAACCCUAGAUUUCAGGAGAGCAAGGGCAUCAUCCACCUCUUUCGCAAUGUCUCUGAUCUCCCUGCGUCCCCCGAUGCCCUUCCUGAAGGGAGGAGCACACUUGUUUGCGUUCUUGCAGUUCCAAAUCACAUUACCUAUGCUGAGUUCUUCCAAUUCUCUGGCUCAUUUGCAGAGCACAUGUUGGAGAUGCGAGUCAUUAGAAAUGAUGGAAUGGAUGAUAGGUACAGUGUUUUGGUUAUGUUUGAAAAUCAGAAUUCUACUGAUGGUUUUUUCCGGCAUUGCAAUGGCAGACGUUUUUCAUCUGUGGAGGCAGAGGUUUGUCAUGUUCUCUUUACCUCCGACGUGCGAUAUACAGAUUCAAUAGAAAUUGCUGAAACUCCUCCCAAGGGAUUGACUGAGUUACCAACAUGUCCGGUUUGCCUUGAGAGGCUGGACCAAGACAUCAGUGGAAUUCUUACUACGAUGUGUAAUCAUUCAUUUCAUGGAUCAUGCACUGCAAAAUGGACUAAUUCUUCUUGUCCGGUCUGCCGAUUUUGUCAGCAGCAACCUGAAAAAUCCUCGUGCUCUAUUUGUGAGACAUUAGAGAAUUUAUGGAUUUGCAUUAUUUGUGGAUUUGUUGGAUGUGGAAGGUAUAAAGAAGGCCAUGCUAUUAGGCAUUGGAAAGAAACACAGCAUUGCUAUUCACUGGAUUUGGAAAAUCAAAGAGUAUGGGAUUAUGUUGGUGAUAAACAUGUUCAUCGACUAAUUCAGUCAAAAACUGAUGGAAAGCUAGUUGAGUUAAAUUCGCAUUGUGGAUCUGUAGAUGAUGAAUGUGGGAGCUGUGAAUACAGUGGGGAUUCUGGAGUCAGUGCAGCUCUCUUUAAUAGUAAAUUUGAAGCGAUUGUGGAUGAAUACAACCACCUACUUGCCAACCAGCUUGAGAGUCAGAGACAAUAUUAUGAAUCUUUGCUUGUGGAGACCAAGGAGCAAAAGGAUAGGACUGUUUCUGCAGCUGCUCGUGAAGCCGUGAACUUGAAACUGCAAGAGAUGCAUGUUAAACUUGAUAAAUGCAGCGCAGAAAACAGAGGCAUUGCUGAUGCCAAUGACAAGCUUAUGAAGAAGCAAGAAAUUUGGAAGAAAAAGCUUCAGGAAAUUGAAGAAAGGGAGAAAAUGGCAAUAAAGGAAAGGGAUGAAAAGAUUAUGGAUUUGGAAGAGCAGGUUAGAGACUUUAUGGUUUACAUUGAGGCUCAAAAGACGCUGGAUAAUCUGCCAAAUACAGAUGAUGUCAAGGGAGGGACACUCUUACCUGUCUCAGUUCAGUCACCCUCAACCAACACCAAACACACAACAAAAACAAACCGAAGACGACGUUAACUGUCUACACUAUUUUGCUAUAUGCAAUUAUUUUUGUGCAGAAAGCUACCGAUGUACGUAUCUGGAUGAACCCAUUUAGGCUAGACAUGGCUUUGGUAAAUACUGUCAGUGGAGGAAAUUUGGAAACCAAUUCUUAAUAUUGAAAAUCAAUAAAGGAUGUUUCUUAGUAUUGAAAAUCAAUAAAGGAUGUUC
Messenger RNA from Amborella trichopoda, 1895 nucleotides. Its product is annotated as BRAP2 RING ZnF UBP domain-containing protein 1. Gene Ontology annotation, cellular component: cytoplasm. Gene Ontology annotation, molecular function: zinc ion binding; ubiquitin protein ligase activity. Gene Ontology annotation, biological process: protein ubiquitination; Ras protein signal transduction. Lineage: Eukaryota; Viridiplantae; Streptophyta; Magnoliopsida; Amborellales; Amborellaceae. The record is from RefSeq and is a predicted model, not a curated record.